AUGAGCGUUCAGGUCAUCGCUCGCAUUAGGCCUCUCCUGAAAACGGAACGGGAGUGCGAUGUUAUUGUCCAGCCAUGUCUGUCUAGUUCGUCCACAUCGCAUUCGUUGCGGAACGGAAACGAAGCUGUCUCCAAGACCAGAGAGAGCGAAAAGCCAUUGAAAACAAAGAAAGCGAAGAGCGGGAAGGGAGACGACGCUGAUCCGUCGACUGCGAAGGCAACGGUUAUCAAGAUACCGAAUCCUAGGAACGAAGGAGAGGACUUCAGCUUCAAGUUCCAUUCGGUGUACGAUGGCACUGCAACCCAGCAGGAAAUCUUUGAUGCAGAAGAAAAGGGUGAUUUGAAAUUAACUGGUAUGGAAUUGUUGUCUAUAGUGGCUCCUACUCUUAAACACCUAUUCAAUGGGUUUGAUAUUACUCUCUUCGCAUACGGCGUUACGGGAACGGGGAAAACACAUACAAUGCGAGGCGGGAAGAGUUUGGCGGAUCGCGGAGUAAUCCCUAGACUGCUGAGUGGAAUAUAUAGACGUUGUCGCAAGGUAGAACGGGAUUCCCAGGGAAGAACGCAGGUCGGGGUCGCCAUGAGCUAUUAUGAGAUAUACAACGACAAGAUAUUCGACCUCUUCGAGCCAGUGGAAAAGAGAACUCCAUCUGGGUUGCCAUUGAGGGAUAACGGAGUAAAGACCGUUGUUGUCGGGCUGACCGAGCGGCCUUGCACCAGCUUGAAGGAAUUUGAAGGAAUUUAUGAUCAGGCGAAUAUGAACAGAUCAACGUCUGCGACAAAGCUCAACUCCCAUUCCUCGAGAUCGCAUGCAGUGCUUUCUGUAAAGCUGACCGUGACAACUGGGGAGCAGGUACGGGUUAGCACUGCAUCCUGUAUUGAUCUUGCAGGCUCUGAAGAUAAUCGCCGUACAGAAAAUGGCAAGGAGAGGAUGGUAGAAUCGGCAAGUAUCAACAGAAGCCUGUUUGUUCUGGCGCAGUGUGUCGAGGCCAUCAAUAAGAAGCAGGCAAGAGUCCCGUAUCGGGAGUCUAAAAUGACCAGGAUCCUGGGAUUGGGACAGAAUAAUGGCCUCACCAUCAUGAUUCUAAAUCUGGCACCGGUUCGAUCAUUUCAUCUAGACACGCUGAGCUCGCUCAAUUUCGCCAACCGGACGAAGAAGAUUGAAUCGCGAGAAAUAGAAAACGAGCCCAUGUUCAAGGGUCCGCCACGACCUGUUGCAGGCCGUGCAGCCGCCCCUGGAGUGAAGAGACAGCCCCUGAGACCGCUUACUGCAUCUAUAAAUGCAAACAUUGCAGCAGUGACAUCUGAAGCUCGAAAAACAUCCGACGGAAAGCCAGCUAAAGCCUUUGCGGUAUACACUGACAUGUCACAUCCCAAGAGCACUGCCAAGUCUGGCAUAUCUGAGCCUCCCAAACGCAAGUCACCGUUGAAAAGGAGGUCAGGGAACGGCCUCCAACCAGCCUCUAGGCCAUUCAAGGUUGCUCGGACGGAUGAGAUGCCACGACAUGGGAUGAGUAGCAUGUCGGCUGCAAAGUUUGAAGAGCUCGUCGAGAAGAAGGUUAGGGAGGUGCUUUCAGCUCGCCAACCUGAUGAAUUUGAAGCGCAGUCCAAGGAGAUAAAUAAGCAAGUGCAACGCCGGCUUGAGCUCCUGGAGCAGCGGAUUGAUGAGACUGAGGAUUCUAGAGCAGACGGGCUGUCAUACCUUCUCAUGGCCAAGCAGCAUCAGGCUAGGGGUGAAUAUUCAUCUGCCCUCAGGAUGUAUCAACUUGCGCUGCCAUUCUUUCCAAACAACGGCAAACUGGCGCUAAAAAUUGAGGCUCUUCGAAACAAGAAGGUGGCAGCAAAGCAGUCUACGUUAGAUUCAUCAUCACAUGGCAAUGAACAAUGCGGACACGAUGUACAUGAGGAAGAUGCUGACGCAGAGCAUACCGUCGAGGCUCCUUGCCAGAUGCCCAAGCAAGUACACUCCAAGCCAUCUCCGCAUGGCCAUACAGAGGGAAAAGGAGAGGGUGGCUUGUCGCCACGCUCUUCACAUAUCCUUUCCGUGAUAAAUACACGAGACAUUGAGCAGAUCAAGCUCCUUCGGGGAGUAGGCGUCAAAAAGGCAGAGGGGAUCGUCGACUGUCUCUGUGACAUGGACGAUGGAAAAGGGGACAGCAUCCAGCUUCACAGUCUGUCUGAGCUGGAAAAGAUGAAGGGAGUAGGAUUGAAGACUGUUGAAAACAUGAGAAACGGUGUUGUGUUUGCUUGA
Messenger RNA from Microsporum canis CBS 113480, 2250 nucleotides. RefSeq names its product kinesin family protein. The transcript has 3 exons. Gene Ontology annotation, molecular function: microtubule binding; microtubule motor activity; ATP binding. Gene Ontology annotation, biological process: microtubule-based movement. The coding region runs from base 1 to 2250 and encodes 749 amino acids. Gene Ontology annotation, cellular component: microtubule; kinesin complex. NCBI's taxonomy places the organism in Eukaryota, Fungi, Ascomycota, Eurotiomycetes, Onygenales, Arthrodermataceae. The record is from RefSeq and is a predicted model, not a curated record.